This is a messenger RNA of Oryzias latipes (Japanese medaka), 1131 nucleotides long. It is a transcript of the gene nbl1, whose product is annotated as NBL1, DAN family BMP antagonist. Lineage: Eukaryota; Metazoa; Chordata; Actinopteri; Beloniformes; Adrianichthyidae. Gene Ontology annotation, biological process: animal organ morphogenesis. Gene Ontology annotation, molecular function: receptor ligand activity; BMP binding. The record is from RefSeq and is a predicted model, not a curated record.
UAGACGCCUGCACCCUCCCAGCCCAGAGACGGGCUCCUCGGGGAGCCUGUCCGAGGACUCAGCCGCGCCUCACAACUCCACAGCGCGAGGAAGAGCGCCUUGUCCCGGGAAGGCGGCGGAUGGGCGGGACGUUCCUCCUGAUGGACCCCUGAGAGGAGGAGGCAGUGCCCCCCCCUUCAGCCCCGGGCUGCGGACGCUUCUCCUGGACCAUAGCGGGAUUAUCAUCCGCAUUGAGAGCAGUUGACGGGAAUAAUCCGCAUCUCAUCGGUGACCGUCUGAAGAGCAGCGGUGCAGCGAUGUGGCAGCGACUUCAGAUCUGCUGCACACUCUUUACACUGUAUUCAGCAGCGCCGCCCGCACACAUCAACCGCCUGGCGCUGUUCCCCGACAAAAGCGCCUGGUGCGAAGCCAAGAACAUCACACAGAUAGUCGGGCACACAGGAUGUCAGCCACGCUCUAUUCAAAACAGAGCUUGCCUUGGCCAGUGUUUCAGCUACAGCGUCCCGAACACGUUCCCACAGUCCACCGAGUCUUUGGUGCACUGUGACUCCUGCAUGCCGGCCCAGACGCAGUGGGAAGUGGUGACCCUGAAUUGUCCCGGCAGUGAAGAGUCUCCUCGGGUGGAUAAGCUGGUGGAGAGGAUCUUCCACUGCAGCUGCCAGUCCUGCAGUAAAGACGGCGCCCAGGAGGGGGCAGUGAUGCAGCUGUAUCCAGCCGACAACACUCUCCUCACCUCUCCGUCUCUAUCUGACCCCCCCAGCAAACCCCAGCCUCACCCUCUGUCCCAUGCAGACACACACUCCAACAAGCAGCUGCACAAAGACCACCACACACUGCCGCACACAUCAGAUGGGGGGUAGGAGGGAGGGUGUCCUUUGCCGCCGUGAUUGGGACUUUUUCCAUCGCCGCUGUCCUCUGUAGCAGUCUGUAGUGAUGUAAAUGCAUUCUGAGGACGGGUUUGAAUCCUUCUACCAUCAUACACUAACACACAGUACCGCUCCACACAAACACAGAUGACUGUACACCUUUGUGUUUGCUGAUUAACACCUGCAUAUAUGAACAUUUCUGCACGACACACAACUAUAAUCUGGAAAUGUGCUUUGAAUGUAAUAAAAUCUGUGGUUGUGAAAA